AUGAUAUGUCCAAAUUUUACAGUGCCCGAUGGUUUUAGCACCGUUAUAGCAUCUGUAUGUUUUACUUCUGGCUGCCUAGCCGCAGUAGAAAACACCAUUUGCCUGUUUGUGGUGUACAGACUUCACUCUCUCCGAAAAACAGCGCGAUUUUUCAUGGCCUCGUUAGCCGCAUCUGAGCUUUUCUCUGGAGUAGCAGCGAACUUUAACAUCUCCCUUUUGUUAAUGCUACAUCCUUCAUUGGGCAGUGUGAUUCUUUGGAAAUUUGAAUCGGCUUUGUGGUAUUUCACAACAUCAGUUGUAACAUUUAAUUUGGUAAAUGUUUCAUUAGAUAGGUACAUUGCAAUAACCUCGCCUUUGCACUAUCACAUCAAAAUGAGCUUAAAGCGCUGCGUGGCGUUAAUACUUUUUUCCUGGAUUUUCGCUAUUCUAGCGGCAUCGCUUGCGUUCAUAGUUCCUUUAAUAGACUUACCCAAGCUAUGGAUUUGUGGGACGGUUACUGCAGUAUUAAUACCGUUUGGUAUUAUAUCAUUUUGCUACUUUAAAAUCUACAACGCAACGAGACGAACUUUCCCUGAACGUGAAAAUAUCACUGAUGCCCAGCAAAUCGCCGAAAACAAGCGACAGGCAAAGACUGCCAGAACGUUUGUGAUUAUAACAGGACUAUUUCUGGUUCUUUUUGCACCAAGUUUUAUUUUUAACUGCAUCCAGUUAUUUAGCACAUCGCUACAUAGAGGAAAGGGAAUGGAACAGUUCUGCACGCAGUUGAAUUCUAACAGAAUGGUUUGGAUUUGCAUCGCUGUUGUCUCGUAUUUCAGCGCGGUCUGUGAUCCCUGGGUGUAUGCGAUUAGAAUGCCUGAAUUCAGAGUGGCGCUAAAAGAGCUGUUUCAUUGUUCACGUCGACGUGCGAGGUCGAAAAAAUGA
Porites evermanni is the source of this 921-nucleotide messenger RNA. The record is from the annotation of a GenBank genome assembly. NCBI's taxonomy places the organism in Eukaryota, Metazoa, Cnidaria, Anthozoa, Scleractinia, Poritidae.